Molecule: messenger RNA, 1752 nt
Organism: Durusdinium trenchii
Lineage: Eukaryota; Dinophyceae; Suessiales; Symbiodiniaceae
Source: the annotation of a GenBank genome assembly
AUGCACAAGUACGAUAAGGCGCUUAUCAACUACCAGUUGACAGUUCACUUUGACCCUCGUUGUGCGGAGGCCUACAACAAUAUGGGUGUCAUCUUUAAGGAACAGGAGAAUCUCGAGAAGGCCUUGAAAUACUACCACCUGGCCAUUCAGUGCAAUCCUCGCUUUGCCCAGACACUGAACAACCUGGGUGUGGCUUACACCACUUCGGGCCGACUGACAGAGGCGCUUGAAUACCUUUCCAGAGCGGUCUCAGUCGCACCGAACUAUGCCGAAGCUUACAACAAUUUGGGAUGGCUUUUUUGGGAUCAUGGAGAUUUGGCACAGGCCUUGCGCAUGUACGAGCGCUGCAUUGAGCUGUCUCCCACAUCCAAGAACCCUUCACAAAACCGCUUACUGGCCUUGAAUUAUUUGCAUGGCGUUUCCUCUGAGCUUGUCUUUCAGGCCCACAGUGCGUGGGCUGAGCGCUUUUGCCGUGAGGUUGGCUCUCCACAUACAAGCUGGCCGAACUCCAAGGUUCCUCAGCGACAACUCCGACUAGGAUACAUCUCCCCGGACUUUUUCCAUCAUUCGGUCUCCUUUUUUGUCCAUGCCUUGCUGGAGCAUGCCAAUACAGAGCAGUUUGAAAUCUUCAUCUACUCAAAUGCCACAAGGGAGGACGACAAGACGGAGGUGUUCAAGAGCUUAGUGCCAGCACAUCGCUGGAGGAAGGUCGUUGGAAUGUCUGCCGUUGACGCCUCCGAGCUAAUCAGAGCAGAUCAGAUCGACAUCCUGGUGGAGCUCGCAGGACACACGGCCAACAACCGUCUUGAUGUGAUCGCUUUGAAACCAGCACCUGUCCAGAUCACCUACAUUGGCUAUAACAAUACCACCGGGCUUGGCGCCAUUGACUACCGAUUGGUGGAUGAGAUCGUUGAUCCGUUGGACACCACGCAGCCAUUCAGUGAGGAGCUGGUGCGAGUUCCAGGGUGCUUUUUGUGCUACACACCACCAACAGCGAUCCCUGACGUUCAGGAGCUCCCUGCCCUCCGCAAUGGGUUCGUUACCUUCGGCAGUUUCAGCUGCCUGGCGAAGGUGGGUGAUCCAGUAGUGGCGCUUUGGGCGAGAUGUUUGCACGAGGUCCCCAACAGCAGGCUGCUCGUGAAGAAUAAGGGCUUCUACUCGCCAGAUGUCCAGGCCACCUUCAUCGCGAAGUUCAAGGCCUUUGGCAUUCCUGAGCAAAGGCUAAAGCUGAUGUCAUUGGCUCCAACCUCAUACGAGCACCUGAACAUCUACAACGAGGUAGACAUAGCUCUCGAUACCUUUCCGUACUCCAACACUACAACCACAUGUGAGUCGCUGUUGAUGGGAGUACCUGCUGUCACGUUGGUUGGCAACACCCAUGGCUCCAGAGUUUGCUACAGUUUGCUCAGCGCCAUCGGAAUCGGAGAGUUCGCAGCUCAUUCACAGGAGGCCUAUGUGACUAAGGUGAAAGGACUGUGUAGCAACUUGCAGACCCUUGCGUUGUUGCGAAAGAACAUGCGCCAGAUAAUGCUAUCCUCACAACUUUGUGAUGGGCCUGGCUUUGUCCGCGACAAGUAUGAGCACAUCCUCCGAGAGAAGUGGAUUGCAUAUUGUGAUGGCCGCACACCAUCACAGCAGGCGUCUUCAAAAUGGUGUUGUCUUCUUCUUCUUCUUCUUCUCCUUCUUCUUCUUCUUCGUGUCUUUCAAUAUCAGCAGGAGGGAUAUUUGACAAGCUGUAGACAUGCUUGUUAG